ACGAGUUGUGGGUUUGGAGCUUCCUGAGAUGGGGUUGGUGGGAACCAUAUCUCCUCAUAUUGGAAAUCUCACUUUCCUCAGGGUUCUUCAUCUCAGUAGGAAUAUGUUGCACGGUGAAAUUCCAAGAGAGAUUGGUGGUUUGUUUCGACUAAGAUAUCUCUCCCUGUCUGCGAAUGCACUGAUGGGAGAUCUGGCUAAGCUUAAUCUCAGCAGCUGCGUGCACCUUAGGGACCUCUUUUUUGCUCGAAAUGGCCUCCAGGGGAACCUCCCUACUGCAUUCCGAUUCCUACCUAAUUCGAAGAAGCUACAAGCACUAUCUCUGGAUGAUAACCGAUUGACAGGUGGAAUUCCUCCUACUAUUGGGAAUUUGUCAUCACUUCAAAAGCUGGGGUUGGAGAAGAAUCAUUUGAAGGGACGUAUUCCGCAUGAGAUUACGCGGUGUUGGGAUUUAAAUUUGCUUUCACUUGCCAUCAACAAUUUCACUGGUACACUAUCUCCUUCUUUCUUCAAUAUGAGUUCAUUACAAACUAUUUCAGUAUCCGAAAACUCACUUGAAGGGACCAUUCCAAGCUACAUAGGAGACACUCUGCCAAACUUGGAAAUAUUUUAUUUUGGUGGAAACAAAUUCCAUGGGACUAUCCCUAUUUCAUUUCCCAACGCCUCUAAGCUUCAAAUUCUUGAGGUACCACAAAACCAUCUUGUAGGUAAAGUCCCACCUUCUUUGGUUUCGUUAAAGAGCAUUACACAUUUGGAUAUCUCAAACAAUAAGUUGACGGGAGAGAUACCAAGAGACCUCCAAAAGCUCCCUCUCUUGCAAUAUUUGAACCUUUCAUUCAAUGAUCUAGUGGGGGAGGUACCAACAGUUGGAGUGUUUGCAGUGGCAACCAAUGUAUCAUUGCUUGGAAACAAAAAGCUAUGCGGUGGUAUAGCUGAGCUAAAGUUGCCUCCAUGUCCUGUGAAGAAAGCAAAACACACAAACCAUUUAAAGCUUAUGAUUGUUAUCUUCACAUGUAUCUGCCCGGCUCUGGUGUUUGCAUCAUUCAUUGCUUUUCUAACAUUGUGUUGGAGGAAAGAAAAAAGCUUGGAGUCAGCUAAGCCAUCCAAAGUUGAACAGCUUUCCAAAAUCCCUUAUACAGACCUGCAUCAAGCUACUGAUGGUUUUUCCGAGACAAAUUUGAUCGGUUCGGGAAGUUUUGGCUCCGUUUACAAAGGAAGAUUUGAACAAGGUGGAGGAGAACAAACAAUUGCGGUGAAGGUUCUUGACCUUUUAAAAAAUGGAGCUUCAAAGAGCUUUCUUGCAGAAUGUAAAGUGUUGAGGAACAUACGCCACCGAAAUCUUGUUCCAAUUUUGACUUGCUGCUCGAGUUGUGAUUUUGCAGGUAAUGAAUUCAAAGCUUUGGUUUAUGAGUUCAUGGAAAAUGGGGAUUUGGAUAUGUGGUUGCAUGCACAUUCGUCUAAUGCAAGGACAACCGUUCUAAGUGUUCUUCAAAGGUUAAACAUUGCAAUUGAUGUAGCUUCUGUAUUGCAUUAUCUCCAUGAUGAUUGUGAGCCAACGGUUAUUCAUUGUGAUCUAAAGCCAAGUAACAUUCUGCUUGACAAAGAUUUAACUGCUCAUGUUGGAGACUUUGGUAUAUCGAGACUUUAUUCACAUACAAUUGGAGAUCCAAUAGGUGAACAAACUAGUACCAUUGGAUUAAAGGGGUCAAUUGGUUAUAUUCCACCAGAGUACGGGAUAGGAGCAAAGGCAUCAACUUUUGGAGAUGUGUAUAGCUUUGGAAUCCUUUUGCUGGAAAUGUUCACAGCUAAGAGACCCACGGAUGAUUUAUUCAAUGGUGAAUGUAGCAGUCUUUGUGAGUAUGUGGAGUUGGCGUUGCCCGAGGAAGUGAUAGAGAUAAUAGACCCAUUGCUUUCAGCAUGCCUAGAAAGCAAUCAUGGACUAAUACCGGAUGUAGAGUUGGGGAAUAAUGGCAAUUUGGUGGAAAUUGAAGAAAGCAAGGUCCAUAACUUCUUCCGCUCCAUCUUCAAAAUUGGACUCACUUGUGCUUCAAGAUCACCAAUGGAUCGCAUGCAUAUGAAUGAAGUGAGCAGAGAAUUACAAAAGAUUAAGAAGACCUUCUUUGCAUAAAAUUAUGCAAACAUGUUUUGUGACAUACAAUAUCUCCAUUGGUAGAAAAAUAGAAAUUAAGAAAAGCUUGUUUUCCAAUUUGUCUAAUAUAUGUUGCUCUAAAUUUCUUUAAUUUUGAUUUAAACGUUUCUUGGAUUCUUCUUUAGUUGUAUGAUGGGGAACAAGCUAAGCUCCAAGUAUUAUCUAUGUUCUUAUAUUAAAUGCAUGUUGUGGUUUGGUUGAAAUUUUAUA
This is a messenger RNA of Ipomoea nil (Japanese morning glory), 2356 nucleotides long. RefSeq names its product probable LRR receptor-like serine/threonine-protein kinase At3g47570. The coding region runs from base 29 to 2125 and encodes 698 amino acids. Gene Ontology annotation, biological process: protein phosphorylation. Gene Ontology annotation, molecular function: protein binding; ATP binding; protein kinase activity. The transcript has 4 exons. NCBI's taxonomy places the organism in Eukaryota, Viridiplantae, Streptophyta, Magnoliopsida, Solanales, Convolvulaceae. The record is from RefSeq and is a predicted model, not a curated record.